Sipha flava (yellow sugarcane aphid) is the source of this 4673-nucleotide messenger RNA. It is a transcript of the gene sei, whose product is annotated as potassium voltage-gated channel subfamily H member 2. Gene Ontology annotation, cellular component: membrane. The transcript has 29 exons. The record is from RefSeq and is a predicted model, not a curated record. Lineage: Eukaryota; Metazoa; Arthropoda; Insecta; Hemiptera; Aphididae. Bases 420 to 4559 code for a protein of 1379 amino acids. Gene Ontology annotation, biological process: membrane repolarization during action potential; potassium ion transmembrane transport. Gene Ontology annotation, molecular function: inward rectifier potassium channel activity.
CAGCAGCAGUGUGCCGUGCAACGCCAACCCGUCGACGACCGUUCAGCCGCUCGCGCGCCCUCCCCCCCACUGAUCCGACUCCCGCAGCAAACGUCCGCCGGUCAAAGCGCGAUCCAGCCCGUCGCACCGACCGACCGACCGACCGACCAACGUCCGCCAGACGCCGUGCCCGUUGACCCGCGCGUCCGAUCCGUCAGUCCGUCCGACCGCGGCCGGUGUCCCGUCGGUCGCCGCGGCCGCUCGCACCGAACGCCUCGAGCCGUCCACGCGCCCGACGCCGUGUCAGCCGGUCGCCGGGGACCGGUUAUGCUGGUGGCCAGUGCCGUCGGCCGCCCGCGCACGCGUCCCGCCGCACCAGCGUGGCCAGUAAGGUGACUGCAUGGUGGGCUCGCCCGGUGGAUAAUCCCGCCCGUUACGGCAUGCCAAUACGCCGAGGACAUGUCACCCAGCGCACCACUGUCAUAGAGACCAUCAUCAGGAAGUUCGACACGCACAACCGUAGUUUUUUGGUAGCCAAUGCUCAGCAAGCCGGCUGUAACAUAAUCUACUGCUCAGACGGUUUCUGCCACAUGACGGGUUACAGCCGAGCCGAGGUGAUGCAGUGCCCGGCAAUAUGCGAAUUUCUACAGGGACCGAUGACUUCGCAGCACGCCGUUUCCGUGGUAAAAGAAGCGCUGGCCGCGGGCAUCGAAAGGCAUUUCGAGAUACUCUACUACCGGAAAGACGGCUCAAAAUUCCUGUGCAGUGAGGUCAUCGCCCCCGUCAAGAGCGAAGUGGAUGACAUAUGUUUGUACAUCAUCAACUUUGAAGAUCUGACAUCUCCCCCGUCACCUGUCGAACAACCAGACCCGGCAUCUAGACUGAGUAAAUUCGACAGGGCUAGACAGUCGUUUCGACAAUCAUUGCGGAUGAGUUCGUUCCGCGGUCGCAACGCAAGGCAGUCCGGCCGACUAACGCCACUACCGCACGACGACGAAUUCGACGAGGAGAGCAGUAGCACGCACCUGAAAACACCAUCUACCCCCAAAGCCCCGGAUUCCUUGAGUUUGAAAACCGCUGCGGCCGAAAGCAUCAUCACGUCGACGACGACGGCCCGUAUCGAAGACGAGACCACCAGCCCUCAGCCGCUCAUCACCCGGCCCGAAACCCAAAUCAGUCAACCCCAUAGGACGCCUGAUGUCCCGUCACCGUCACGGUCACCCGAGAAAUCCCCGGAACGGAAUCCGUCGUUCGGCAGUCCGCCCGUACGGUCCAACACCGAUUCUGUAUUGGCGUCGCGCGUUGAAAAGGAUCAGUUGCAAAGACCGAAACGACCGCACACUAUCGAUAUCAUUACCGAAGCCUACAGGAGUCAUUUUACCGGUAAAAGUUUUCCGAACACAUCUUCCGAAACCGACUUACAGAAGUACAACGCGUCAACGCUAUGGGAUCAUUCUACAUCGCUGGGGAACCUGGCGACGGACAGCUUGAAAUACAAAUAUUCCAUCCAAGACAAUGGGUCAGCAAAAUUCUUUCAAGGGGCUCUACACACACCGAACAUGGGCGAAAAAGUGGCUCAGGUACUGUCGUUGGGCGCGGACAUACUGCCCGAGUACAAGCUCCAGUCGCCCAAGAUCCACAAGUGGACGAUACUGCACUACAGCCCGUUCAAAGCGGUCUGGGACUGGAUCAUCCUGCUGCUGGUCAUCUACACGGCCAUCUUCACGCCGUACUUCGCCGCGUUCCUGUUGAACGAGCCCCACUUCAAAGGUCCUCGGCCGCUGAGGUUCAGCUUCGAAGACCCGUUGGUGGUGGUCGACUUUUUUGUGGAUAUAACGUUCAUAAUCGACAUCGCCAUCAACUUCCGUACCACGUACGUGAACAAAAACGACGAGGUGGUGUCGGCGCCCAGCAAGAUCGCGUUGAACUAUUUCCGCGGAUGGUUCCUGAUCGAUCUGGUGGCCGCCAUACCGUUCGACCUGCUGAUCGCCGGGUCUUCUGCCGAAACGGACGAGUUGACUUUGGAAACACAGAAGCCUGAGGAGACCACCACGCUCAUCGGGCUGUUGAAGACUGCCAGGUUGCUUCGGCUGGUCCGGGUGGCCAGGAAGAUCGACCGGUACUCGGAGUACGGAGCGGCCGUUCUGCUGCUGCUGAUGGCCACGUUCGCGCUGAUCGCCCACUGGCUGGCGUGCAUCUGGUACGCGAUCGGCAACGCGGAGCGCCGGCACGUGGACAGCAAAGUGGGCUGGCUGGACAUACUGGCCAACGACACGCACCAGUUUUACUCGCACAACAACACCGGCGGUCCGAGCAUAAGGUCGAGAUACAUCACCGCGCUGUAUUUUACGUUUAGCUCAUUAACUUCCGUGGGGUUUGGUAACGUGGCACCCAAUACUGAUGCGGAAAAAGCGUUCACUAUAUGCGUGAUGCUCGUAGGAUCUCUUAUGUAUGCCAGUAUAUUCGGUAAUGUAUCCGCAAUUAUACAAAGGCUAUACUCUGGAACAGCCAGGUAUCACACUCAGAUGCUCAGGGUCCGAGAAUUCAUUAGAUUUCAUCAAAUACCAAAUCCAUUGAGGCAAAGACUCGAAGAAUAUUUCCAACACGCUUGGACUUACACUAAUGGUAUAGACAUGAACAGUGUACUUAAGGGUUUCCCGGAAUGUUUACAAGCCGACAUCUGUCUCCAUCUCAACCGAAAUCUGUUGAAAAACUGUUCGGCAUUCAAUGGUGCAUCACCCGGGUGUUUGAGAGCCCUGUCGUUGAAAUUUCGGACGACACAUGCACCGCCCGGCGACACCCUGGUACAUCAAGGAGACGUGCUCACAUCGUUGUACUUUAUAUCACGUGGCUCUAUCGAAAUUUUAAAAGAUAACGUAGUCAUGGCCAUAUUAAGUAAAAACGAUAUAUUUGGUGAAAAUCCAUGUAAACAUGCUACCAUCGGUAAGUCGUGCUGUAACGUACGAGCGCUGACCUACUGUGACCUGCAUAAGAUCGACCGAAACGAUCUUCUCGAGGUCCUAGAUUUGUAUCCGGAGUUCUAUCAUUCGUUUAAAGAAAAUCUCGAGAUAACAUAUUACAUGCGAGAUGAAACGCAAGUUGGCGUAGACCCCAGAGCGGGCAGAUACAGCAGAAAAAUCAGGUCAAGAUCUAGUUCACAAGAACCGAUCGGUGGCACGGCCAACAUUGGUGCGACGAAGAAAUACUACCACAGUUUUCAUAGGGGAGUGUCGGAGAGCUGUAUCGGCCCAUCAGAACCGCUAAGAGAUGACACAACUGACAACGAUAACGUCAUGUCCGAGUUUAACAACAAUGAAAAAUACGCAGAAGGCCACGGUAUCCUUGAGUUUUCUACAGACAAAGCUGGCCAAGAUGUAACGCCGAUGAAUUUGAAAUUCGACGACGAAGCAAUACAAACACGGGGCUCGACUUUGAACUCUAUUUCUGGCAUGUUCAGCCAACUCAAACGUAGUGUGACUGACAUUCGCUUGCAUGGCCUAUCGCAAAAACAACAUGGCAGGGACGAGGAGAAUGGGAGACCUGGAAACGCUGGUGGUCUAAAGACCUCAACAUCUCACAAACACUUAUUUGCAUCUCAGUGCAACGAGAAUCAGCCACUACUCGAGCACCAGUUGCCCAUUUCAGAAUCGUCUACACUGCAUCAACAGCACAAGGCGAAUAGCAGCGAACAUACUAGUGUGCAGAACAUGACAGCAGCUGGUUUCAGUACGACUGCGUCGUCGCAUUACGGGACCCCAACGGCCCAGAGCCCCUUACAUUCCGCUUGUAAAGCACAAACCCCUCCCUUUCCCACCACAUCUAUGUCUGUGAUCGCUAAUAAUACGACUGUGAUAACGCCUCCAUCACCGCAACGUGUCAUAACAUGUUCGCAGUGCGGGCACUCCGAUGUGCAUCAUCGCAUAGACAGACUCUCCAGGCAGCUUGACAAUUUGGAAACGUCUGUGUCUAAUGAUAUCAAAACGAUAUUGCACAUAUUAAAACAUAAAAACGGCGAGUUUUUGACUGCAGAAUCACGAACAGAUGGAUGUAGAUUACGGCCGUCACCUAUAAAGAAAACAUCGAGCAUACCAACCAGCGAUCAUUUGCCUAGACCCACGUUGGCCGUGAAAUUCAGAAGCUCGUCACAAGAUGAAAUGAAAAGCGAGAGCCGGUGUCGACAGCAAGCGUCUCCAAUGCGGCAGUCGUCUGAUCCUCAAGGUACCAUUCCUAGGCGCAGUUAUUCCCAGCCUCACGAUCUCUGUCAGACCCAACAGAAUCGGUUUAUAAGGGAUACGCCAACGGCCAGCCUGUUCGAUACGUCCAACACGUUGACCGGAACGGACACGACACCUCCACCGGUGGCUAGUCUGAAACGACAGCAGUUUGCCAGUUUACGGUGUACGACCAGUUAUUCCAGCGACGAGGGCAACGUGAUUGAGUUCACGCCACUGGCGCCACUGGCCAGGCUAGACUCGUUACACGAAAUGGAUACAUCCGAAACGCAGAGCCGAACGAGCAGUACAACAACGAGCCCAACGCAUCACCAACAACAACAACAACAACAGGGAACCGGAUUUUAGCGUCUACCGUAACAUCACCAUAUCUAAGGGCGAUCAUUCACACGAGCUUGUUUUUGAUUCUUAUCGUUACUUUUUAUUUUCAUUUUUUACAUAAUAUAAAUCACGGAAAGCUUU